Molecule: messenger RNA, 1149 nt
Organism: Lacerta agilis (Sand lizard)
Lineage: Eukaryota; Metazoa; Chordata; Lepidosauria; Squamata; Lacertidae
Product: voltage-dependent calcium channel beta subunit-associated regulatory protein-like
Exons: 8
Coding region: 211-1149 (312 amino acids)
Biological process (GO): negative regulation of calcium ion-dependent exocytosis; negative regulation of voltage-gated calcium channel activity
Cellular component (GO): secretory granule; plasma membrane
Molecular function (GO): transmembrane transporter binding
Source: RefSeq, a predicted model, not a curated record
UUUCCUUCCUCAGUUGCAUCUUAAGCCGGGGAGCCGGCGAGGACCCGGUCCAUCCAUCAUCUCCCGGGGUGUUGCAACCGGAGCAUGGCGCUGCCGAGGAUCUUGUGAACGGGAACCCACCCGUGAUCUUCCUUUCGGCGAGAAACAUGUGAGCUGCAAAGGGAGGAGAGAUGGAGAGCUGGAGGAGGACAUAUCUCUCGAGGACGGACAAUGAGCGAUGAUUUGGGCGCAUGGGAAAACGCGACGACGACGGGAGGUGUGACGACAGUGCCUGGCGAGGUGAAGACCCACGAUGGGUAUGUCCUGCUGCUGGUACUUCUCUCCAUCUUUAUCGGGGGGACCCUGGUGCUUCUGUUCGGCAUCCUGAUCGUCUGCCGGCGCUGCUGCGAGCCAGACCGGCGGCACUCCAGAGCCAGCGAUGACCCCGAAAAAACAAACACUACCUAUCUGGAUGACUCCCAGCCGGCUCAAGAUAUCACCAUUAAGGUGGAUGACCCCGAUUGCAUGUCGAGCUCCAGUUACCGAGACGCGGAGAGCGAGAGGUUCCUCUCUUCAGGAAGCGCCACGGGGCGACGGGUGUCCUUCAACGAGGCUGCCCUCUUCGAGCAGAGCAAGAAGACCCAGGAGAAAGGGAGGAGGUACACCCUGACCGAGGGAGACUUCCACCACCUGAAGAACGCCCGCCUCAGCCACCUGCCCUUGCCCCCGUCCGCCGCCCUCAAGAUCGUCACCAUCCACGAGUCCAACGAGAACAGCAUCGCCAUGACGCCCCGGCGGCCCCCAGCCAAGCCCAGCCUGGCCAUCUUCCAGCAUCCCUUGCCGGAGACGGCACUGACCAGCCAUGGAACCUGCUCCAGUUCUGCCUUGCCGGGAGACACCUAUAAUUCCACCGUCGAGGCUGGUUCCUCCGCUUCAUCGGACUCCGGCGAAGGCACCUCGUCCGACAGCGCCGACCAGAGUCCCAAGGGUGCUGGAGGGGGCGGUGCCGGGGAGCCCCCGCCGGCCCCUGCCCAGGGCACCGUCCUUCACUUCUUCACCCGUCUGCGUCGCCAUGCGAGCCUGGAGGGCGCCGGGCCCUACUUUCGGAUCAAGAAGUGGAAGCUGGAGACGAGCCAGAGAGCUUCUAGCCUGGACACGCGAGGUGGGUAA